CCACCUCAGAGAUGCUUUGGCCUCGUUCGCGGGGUCUCUGAGUCCUGAAGGUGCUUUCGAACCUCGUAUUACCGUGCUGCCAGUCAUGCAGCAUCCUUGUGAUACGGGUCCAGGACAUCUCUAAUGACCAUGUGCUACUGACGACCUUUACGAAGCAGAAUAUCCUAACGCCUUCAUGCGUUAAGCAUGCACUACCCCUAAGUCACCUUUACGAAGUCAACGAUACCCGCACCCGAAAGGCAACAGACCAUGAAUUCCUCACGAUACCCUUCAAAUAUACCGCUUGAUCACACAGAGAUUGCCCUCUCCGAUAUCGAAGAUGACUCUCCCGUGGUACGAGCUGCUAUCACGAACCUCCAGAAGCGCACAAACCAGCUACAGAAGCUCAGCAAGGCAGUUCUACACUCUGUGACAGGGGUCAAAGAAGCUCUGGACAGCCUGAACUUCAAGGAAGCAUGCUUAGAUGCCUCGCUUGCCGAUUUAGCUACUCUUCUCCCCGCCUUUGGGGAGACCGCUUUACCUCCCCUGCUGGCCCGCAGACGCGCCCUCGCAGGUUCGCGUAAGCAAGAGAAAGCAGAACUGAGCAGGAACCUCGAAAGACCACUGAAGACGAUCUCAGAUCAGUGCAAGCUCGUGCUCUCAAAACAGAUGCGAUACGAGCUUCAAAGCAAGAGUUACUACUCUGCUACGCACAGAUGGCUCGGCGAAGGAGCCAUUUCAAGUGCAGCGUUGUCUUCGGGCUCCUCUCCAUCUCGCGAUGCCAGUAGGAUAGACUCGUCCUCACAAAGCCAACUGAACUUCUCUGUCAGUCAUCCCGAGGAGCAGCGCGUUCGAGAACUCCGCUUCUUGCUCACGCGCUUGGACCUGUACGAUCAGUUGUUGCAACUUCAUGGAGGCGAAGCAGAGCUGUCGUUGGUUCUGCCUGCAGCGAACAAUGGCAAUGCAUAUUCAGAAUCGAUUGCAGAGUCCAUGAAUGGUCUGUUUGCUGCAGAAAAGGACAAGGUGGAGAACCGCAAGUCAGCCUGUCGACAUCGGAUCGCCAAUGUCAAGGACGAAUUGCGCCUGAGUGAUGCUGUGAUACAGGAUCUUGCUCCAGGUGGGAAAGAAUUUGACGAUCUGUUAGCGUCUAGCAAACAAGCGCAGCCCAAGUCGCCGCCGGCGGCGGCAAAGUUUCUUAGCGCGCUACCAGCAAUACCACGUCGACAUUCAGCACGGCCCGCACCAGGUAGUCAAGAGCAGGCAAGGGGACAAGUGCGAUCGACGCCACCUUCUCCUUCCUCUCCUGGCUUUAUGAAGCCCUUGUCAAAUGCUUUGCAGCGAUUUAAAUCCGGUCACACGGCUUCUAGUAGCAGUCUGGAAAAUGGCGACGGUUUGCUCGACAACGCAUCAUCAACGAGUGCAGAAAGAGCAUCGAUCACAAGCAGGCGACUUUCUUUCAACCGCUUGCCCUCGGACUCGAGAAGUUAUUGGCCUCCCAGGCGAUCCGUUAGUCUCAAGAGAGGAAGCGAUAUGAUCCCGGGGACAUCCAGCAGCAGUGAUGCCUACGUAGCAUUAAUGCCGCGAGAAGGUGCUUCUACCCCGACAUCGCCUUCGCUUGUGAGGAACCAACCCUUCCAGUCUCCCACUACUGGAAGCGUGGAAGACCAUUUUCACUGGCGUAGGACUUCCUUCCAAGGCUUCGCCUCCAAAACACCAUCCCCGAGGCCACAUGCCAACGCGCUGUCACUAUCAGCUACGCACGAUGCAGCUUGGUCUCAUAUGCCUAGUCUAACGUCUCCAUCCCCGCCGUCUCGACCGCCACCUUCGCCUUCUGCCGAUAUGAGCAGAUCGGUUUCCUCACCUGCACGGAAGAAGGAAGGUACUCUAUGGGUGAUGGGCAAGCAAGUCACCUCCGAUUUUAGCUCGGAAGCGCCUCGAUCGGCGAAGAAGUCUUCCUUGUGGAGUGAAGCCUGGGUGGUCCUCUCUGGCUCGGGUCAUCUGUCCGAACACACGGGCUGGCGGGGGAAAAAGACCAUUAUGACUCCUACGCAGCCAAUGAUCGACUUACAAUUCGCCACAGUACGGGAGACUCGAGCUGUAGAACGGAAGUUUGUCUUUGAGGUGGUGACACGACACGGACGGCGACUGUAUCAAGCUUCGACAGAGAGUGGGAUGCAAGAGUGGAUCAAGGCCAUCUCCAAUGCGAUUGAAAGCUUGUGCAAUGGAACCAGCAGUAUCCGACAGGUGGACAAGGUCGCACGAACGGAAGGUCUUGCACUAGCCGCAACAGAGGCAUCCUUCAAGGGACUGAUUGGGAGUCCGCGAUGGUCUGAGAACCUGAGCGAACUGGGCAUAAUCAGUCCGAGCAAGCUUUUUGGUAACGGCAAAGAGCAGAGAAGAUUGCGUAGCUCGGCAGCCUUCGACGAUGGCGCAACCUCGACAGGCAGCGACAUUGAAGUCAUGGCAGAGACCUCAUCCUCCGGAAUCUCAAACAAGACGCCUCUCUCACAAUAUGUGCCGAGCUCCAGGCGCGAAUCCGGUGUACGUUCAAAGCUGAAGCAUAGUACGAACGACGAUGCAGCAAUUGACCUACGUAUCGAGGCUGCAGUACACUCAAGCUUUGGAUCUGGCAGCAAAUAUAGCGGUGGCCCACAGUCUGCUCCAUGCUCGUCUUCGAAGAGGUUUUCCCUAGAUGUUCCAACAUCAGACUGGCAUCGGCAGACAAGUUCUGCUUCUCAUGCGCGUACACAAUCCGCGGUGUCAGAGUAUAAUGAUGGCAGCCGGCCACCCUCAGUGCGACGCGCCUUGGCACAAGAGAUCGAUUGUCUUUCGCGCUUACCAGUCAACUCACUGUGUGCAGACUGCCGGAAGCCCAACCCGCGGUGGGCAUCGUGGUCCUUGUGCGAGUCCACAUGCUGUGUCUUUGUCUGCAUUACUUGUGCAGGCAUGCAUCGCUCGCUGGGCGUGCACCUCUCCAAGGUCAAGAGCGUCGACCUGGACGACUGGACGGAGGAACAAGUGGACAAUGCCAGGCAGUGGAACAAUGUGAAAGCCAACGCUAUCUGGGAAGAGCUGAGGAAGAUCGGGUCGAGCUCCGAGCUUCGCAAUGCCACAUCGGUACAGGCUCCGAGAAAGGGCGAAAAGGACUUGUGGAAUGUGAAAUACGUACAACAGGCUUGGAGGACAGAACCCUUUGGGCCCUUGGACCCUAGCCGAGGGUAAAGUCGGAUUCACAGACGAUGGAUCGUCGCUCCAAUCAAUCGCUUGAAUUGCUCUAAUCUGCUCAGAAUGUCGCUGUAAUGGAUACCCUUACCUUCACCCUCGCGUGGCAUCCGAGCUUCGACGAACGAAGGAACGAGUCGGCUGAUUGUACCGACCUGGAAUUUGUCCUGCAGCAGUCGUGGUCUUGGCGCGCGGGGGACCAAGCCACCCCUACGCGCCGCCCAGGUGAUGGUCCACACGCCGCCUCUGCUGCUGCCAGAAGACUAUGCCUGGUGCUGCACACGCUUCACCUUUACC
Microstroma glucosiphilum is the source of this 3498-nucleotide messenger RNA. RefSeq lists its product as hypothetical. Gene Ontology annotation, molecular function: GTPase activator activity. The record is from RefSeq and is a predicted model, not a curated record. Lineage: Eukaryota; Fungi; Basidiomycota; Exobasidiomycetes; Microstromatales; Microstromataceae. The transcript has a single exon. The coding region runs from base 250 to 3201 and encodes 983 amino acids.